GUAGAAAGAGAGUGAGAUAGUAGUAUUUCGCCAGCUGUUGUGCAUCUUACAGAUGUUUGAUAAAAUACAGUUAAAAUCAGAACUUCCCUAGGAGCAAAAACACAGCGUGUGGCAUCUUCUUCUUAUUCUCUCUUUUCGGGUCAGUGUUUUGAUGCAUCGAAAUUAAUGGUCCCGUGUUGGCGGCUGUGGGGGAUUUUCCUGACUAGAGGAAUAAUGCGCCUUGCCAUGCAUAUAGUGGAAGCCGAUCGCUGGCAGUCGGCAUCCGGUCUUGACUUUGGCCAUGCUGACGACGAAUGAAUCCAGCAGUUGUCGGAAUACUGCCCACGCAGUUGGCGGUUAUUGUGAUGUGGCCGACAAGGACGACAGUGUCGUGGGUGAUUGCAGCCGUAGUGCUGCGCUGGGCUGCUGGACAAUCCCAGUCCAGGCCCAACAUAGUGUUUAUCCUUGCCGACGACUUGGGAUGGAACGACGUGGGUUUUCAUGGAUCAACGGCCAUCAGAACGCCAAACAUCGACGAUUUGGCUUAUUCCGGAAUCAUGCUCAACAACUACUACGUCAAUCCGAUUUGCACGCCUUCUAGAAGCUCGCUUUUGACCGGAAAAUAUCCUAUUCACACAGGAAUGGAGCACUCCGUCAUCCUAGAAACUGAGCCCUGGGGACUAGGACUUGAUGAAAUACUGCUUCCGGAGUACUUAGCUCCUCUGGGCUACACACGUCACAUCGUGGGCAAAUGGCACCUGGGGUUUUUUCAGAAAGAAUACACGCCCACGUACCGCGGAUUCCAGACCCACUUUGGCUACUGGUCUGGGAAGCACGACUACUGGUCACAUUUCUCUGAAAAAUACAUCUCAAACAAUUUUUUUAUGACUGGUCUUGACAUGCGGCUGAACAUGGAACCAGCUCACAACACAACCGGUCGUUAUACCACUGAUCUCCUGACAGAAGCAGCUACUUUGAUCAUUCACCAUCACAAGGUGGACGAAUCCCCGUUGUUCUUGUACUUGUCGCACUUGGCUGUUCAUUCAGCUAACAAGGAGCAACCCCUGCAAGCUCCCAAAGAACUAGGUAAAAUUUACGCCUCCCAAGGUACAACGUACGAUGGAUGGUGGGAUGGGUGGUAUGGACCAGCAGAACAAGGAACAUCUCGAGACACAAGUGCAGUCGAAAACGAAAUCCUCAUCAACAACGUAUGGAUAUCCAAAUCCAAGACCAAUGAAGUCAGAGAUGCUGCGGCAGACGGGUUGCCAAGAAUCACCUCUCAGGUGGAAGAAGCCCUACAGGGAGCUGGCUUAUGGAGCUACAGCUACAGCGACUCAAUCCCCUUUAAAAUAGAUUGCGGACAAAAAGUGCUUCCACGCAUGGGGACUCCUUGCAAUCCCUUGCAUGGACGCCCGUGCCUGUUCCACGUUAAAGAAGAUCCGUGCGAAUACCACAAUUUGGCGGAUUUUUAUCCUGACAUUUUGGAUAGUUUGUGGAAACGAAUGAUGACGAUUGCAGCCACGGCAGUUCCGGCAAGGAACCAGCCGCAUGAUCCCGAAGCAAACCCGGCAAAGCAUUGUUAUUUAUGGUCCACGUGGCAAUCUCAAGAGGUAGCUUUUUCAUGA
This is a messenger RNA of Notodromas monacha, 1604 nucleotides long. Lineage: Eukaryota; Metazoa; Arthropoda; Ostracoda; Podocopida; Cyprididae. The record is from the annotation of a GenBank genome assembly.